AUGAGGCCGAAGAAGAAGCAAAGAGUCGAGAUGGAGUCAAUAGAUUAUUGGAAUUGUAGGAUGGAGAAGUCUAGGAUGUCGACGAGGAAGACGAGGGUGAGGAUUUCAUUUUCUCUAGAACAUUUGGCGGCGAUUCCCGCCGAGGAAGCGUUCACCAACCGCCAGAUCCGCCAGAUUCCCCCCCCCCCCAUUCAAUUGGGAUCUCCUCAACCUGACGCUCUCGCCAUCGACCACCCGGAGGACCUUUACUACGAGCGGAGGGGGGAAGCUGCGGUCGUGGUGGAUGCAUCGCCGAAGCCCAAUUGUUAA
This is a messenger RNA of Linum trigynum, 309 nucleotides long. NCBI's taxonomy places the organism in Eukaryota, Viridiplantae, Streptophyta, Magnoliopsida, Malpighiales, Linaceae. The record is from the annotation of a GenBank genome assembly.